CAAGAAAAAAAAGGGUCCAGCUAAGAAUUCCCCUCCGAAUUGUCUUGAUGAGAUCCCGAGCUUCCAAAAAGUAAGCACCUGGUGCCCGUAGCAGCGGCGGAUAUUUCUGCACACACCCGCGAGGAGUCCCAAUGGCUGCGAUUAAUCAGUGCAUCGCCUCGCUAUCGAGGAUAGGCCUCGGAACCGCCUCCAGGCCCGUAUACGCGACAGUCCCCCUCUUCCUUGCCCCGGCUAUCAUCCAGACGAGAUGGAAGGGCGGCCCCAGUGCUGGCACGAUGGCAAUGCGCGCGCGUCAAAAAGAGAAGUUAAAGGCUAAGUUGAAGCGGAAGCAGUCGCGCUUCAAAGAAUAUAAAUAUGCCGUCGCCAGCCACGAGGAGCGAUUCACGCUAUGCGAUGCGAUGCGAUACCUACGAGCAGCUGAAGUUGGCCGCCCCCCAGCAUCGGCCACCUACGAGAUCGCGAUGAGAGUCAGGACACCCAAGAACAGCCCCGUCCUCCGAAGCCGUAUACAACUGCCGUAUCCCGUCAAGAGCGACACGCGCAUCGCCGUCAUCUGCAAAGAAGGCAGUGGUGCCAUGCAGGACGCCCGUGCAGGCGGAGCUGUCGCGUUCGGCGAAGAGACUCUAUUUCAACUGAUCAAGGACAAUCCGAACGACCUUCCGUUCAACCGCCUCAUCUGCCACGCCGAUUCCGAGCCUGCGCUCAAGAAGGCCGGACUCGGCCGAAUACUCGGUCCCAAAGGUCUCAUGCCCAGCUUGAAAACCAAUACCAUCACCCGCAGCGUGAAGACGCUCAUGCAGGAGAUGGCGGGCGCCGAAAACUACAGGGAGAGGAUCGGCUCGAUCCGCAUGCCUAUCGGCAACAUCCAGUUUACGCCCAGGCAGCUUUCCGAGAACAUCCGAGCGUUGGUCGCAUCGGUGAAGAGCAAUAUGGUGAGGCUGGAGGAAAAGGUCAAGAAAGACAUGAUCGAAAUUGCGCUCAGUUCUUCGAACGGACCGGGUUUCCCCCUUAGCGGUGGCUUCAAUUCUACGGACGAAAAGGUCCAGCCUGCGCACUUGAGCACGGCCAUGUAGAUACCUGUACAACCCGUACAUCAUAAGGUCAUUUCUCCCGAGAAAAGAAACCGGUGCGAGCAAAUAAACACGUAAAUCCUAUAUCAUAUCAAAUCAG
Molecule: messenger RNA, 1170 nt
Organism: Durotheca rogersii
Lineage: Eukaryota; Fungi; Ascomycota; Sordariomycetes; Xylariales; Xylariaceae
Product: 50S ribosomal protein L1
Exons: 2
Coding region: 132-1073 (313 amino acids)
Source: RefSeq, a predicted model, not a curated record